Molecule: messenger RNA, 2838 nt
Organism: Entamoeba invadens IP1
Lineage: Eukaryota; Evosea; Mastigamoebida; Endamoebidae
Product: serine/threonine protein kinase, putative
Exons: 1
Coding region: 1-2838 (945 amino acids)
Biological process (GO): peptidyl-serine phosphorylation; intracellular signal transduction
Molecular function (GO): ATP binding; protein serine/threonine kinase activity; phosphatidylinositol binding
Source: RefSeq, a predicted model, not a curated record
AUGGGAGACCAUGAGGAUAUCAAAUCUCCUGUAUAUGUGCACACAACGAAGAAGCAGUUAGGUAGAAAGAGUUUGAUGUACAAUGUAGAGACCAAAGAGAUUGUCGAUAACACUGAGCCGGUCAGUGGUAGUGCCGAUUUUUCGAAUUUGGUGAUUAAUAAAGUCAACUCUGAAAUAAUGAUUGACAAAGUGAAUGUCACACCAAUCAUCGUUCACACAAUUUCGUUCACCAAUGACGCGAAACUGAAUGUCAUCCACAAAACUGCAAAUGACUUAUAUGAGUUCGACGCUUAUUUCAGAAGUUCCUUUCCAACGUCGAAUUUCCCAACGUUUCCAAAACGGCAAAUGUCGUAUCCGAUGAGAGACACUGCUCUCUGUGAGUACUUGCAAGAGUUUUUGAAUGUCAGUGGCGUAUGUGAGUCGGAGUUUUUCAAACAGUGGUUAACGUCUAUCUUAUCAACAAGACUGAUUUCUAUUAAACGACCGACUUUCUCUGGUGAUUUAAAGAAAGAGGGAUAUGUCAUUAAAAGAUGGGUAUUGAGGUAUGUCAUUGUCAAACACAACUUUCUUAUAUACUUUGUCUCCGAGAAGGAAUUUUCCAAAUUGACUCUUCCAACGGUGUUGAAUUUGGCUCGAGCAACUGUUAAAGUCGUUGAUAGCGCACAACGGACGUUUUCUAUUACACUGUCUUCAGGGUCUCAGUACCAUUUCAAAAGCUCGACGAAAGAGUUGUUAAAUGAAUGGAUAGUAGUCCUUGAAAGUGCAGCACAAUUUACUAAUAGAACGCCAAGAAGAAGAAGACAAACGAGUGUCUGUGAGAAGCCGACAGAAGACACUCCACCUGUUGUGCCACUUUUAACUUUGAGUAAUCAAUUUCUGGAUGGUUCUUCUGAGACUGAUAUACCAGAAGAAGCAGAAAAAACAGGACAAACACAUAAAGAUAAUGCAGAUGUCUAUCAACUCUGUAAGAAGUUGGAAACUUUUGAACUUUUGGACGCAAUACAGUUGAAUCAGAUUGUCGUGGAACUGAAGAAACAAAGCAAAGAACACCCGGAAGAUAACCAACUCCUUAGACUUCUCCGACUUGUGUCGAUGUAUGAGAUACACAAAUCCACUCGAUCACAAAGCACAUCGCGACAGCAGUCACAAAACAGUAGCAGAAAACAAAGUCUGACUCCUUUGGAUUUGUCGGUCUCUUCACUCACAGAACGACCACCAACUCCAUUCACACCACGAAGUCUUGUUGUGUGUAGGAUAUGUGAGGCAAAAGUGAUGGUGGACGCGCUCGCGAAACACACGUAUUACUGUAAGACGUUGAAUGAGAUUUGUAUGAAGUACUCCACCGACGCAGAACGACUGAAAGGGAUAUCCGAAGAAGCUAAAAGAGUCUUUGGAUUGAAGAAGACGAGUGCGUUCAAUAGAAUCAUCGACGUGUGUGCAGAUGCAUCACGAGUGAUGUUGGAAUCGCUCACGAAGCAAUACGAACACCUCAAACUCUAUAUUAGUGUGGCUGCAGAUUUGGUUGAGUCGAAUCGAGGAGAUAACUGUGCCUUUGUGUUCGCGUUUUACACACAAAAGUUGAUUCAACACAAAACUGAUAUAUUGGGCAAAUUUCUUGAGAACCCGACGAACAUGCGGCAGCGAUUUAAUGUGUUGAAUGCCGGCGUUCGGUUGGAUGAGAGUUGGGAGACGGUCGGGUUGAACGAUUUCAACAUUUUGAAACAGUUCAAUGGAGGGGCGUAUUCCUCGGUGUAUUUAGUUCGUAAGAGAGUGACGAAUGAUGUCUACGCGAUGAAAGUGAUGAAGAAAGCGGAUAUGAUACGGAAGAAUGUAGUCGAUGGGGUUUUAGCUGAGAAAAGUAUAUUAGAGUAUGCAUCGGCGCGGAGUGUAGUUAAACUGUUUUAUGCGUUUCAAGACGUUUUGAAUUUGUAUCUUGUCAUGGAGUUUUGUCCUGGGGGAGACUUACGGUGUUUGUUAAGUCACGUUGGCGCAUUAGAUGAAACCACGUCUAAAAUCUACUCUGGAGAGAUUGUUAUAGCACUUGAGUAUAUCCAUGGGUUGGGGUGUAUUCAUAGAGAUUUGAAACCAGACAACGUGUUGAUUGACAAAAACGGCCAUCUUUUGUUGACGGACUUUGGGUUGUCGAAGGUUGGAAGCAAAAUACAACAAACGUAUGAAGACUCGAGACUGUUGUGUACACCAGACUAUGUUGCUCCUGAGUCAAUAGUAUCAUUCCAAUAUAGUAGAUGUUCCGAUUAUUUCAGUCUUGGGUGUAUGGUGUAUGAGUUUGUUGUUGGAAUACCUCCAUUCCAUGACGAGACGCCAGACGGGAUCUUCAAGAAGGUUCGGAUGGGGAAAUUUGAUUACCCUGAAGACAUCAAAAGUGUGUUGUCUGAAAAGAUGAAAGACUUUGUGAGCAGUUUACUUCGCGUUGAACCGGAACUUAGGCUGGGGUAUCUUUCUGUUAAUCAGUUAAAGAACCACCCUUGGUUUGAAGGUAUUAAUUGGAACACUUUACUCAGUGAAAGCAGAGAAGACAUUUUUGUCCCAGAACUUGAUGACGAGACAGACACGGGGUACUUUGAUGUUGGUGAUUUGGCUGUUCCAAAAGAUGGCGAUGAGUUGAAAAAGAAAGUGUUUAAUUCUCCUGGGAUCAAAAUAGACCAAAGCGAGAAGUUCAAGAAGUUCAACUGCACAAAUGUGCACCACUUGGUUGAGGAGAAUUUGAGUCUUGUUGAAAAUUCAACAACAGCAGACAACAGUGUAGACCCGCAGACUUCUGACAGUAGUCAAGAGAGUGAAGAUUUGAAUGAGAAAGUCGAGCUUGACUCUGAGUGA